Molecule: messenger RNA, 906 nt
Organism: Lodderomyces orthopsilosis Co 90-125
Lineage: Eukaryota; Fungi; Ascomycota; Pichiomycetes; Serinales; Debaryomycetaceae
Product: RTA1 domain-containing protein
Exons: 1
Coding region: 1-906 (301 amino acids)
Cellular component (GO): membrane
Source: RefSeq, a predicted model, not a curated record
AUGUCCGAGGAGUCCGUCAAGUAUCGGUUUUAUCAAUAUACCCCUAAGUACUGGGUUGCAGUUCAUUAUGCAGUAAUUUUCUUUAUCCUUGCCAUCGUUGAAGCAUAUUUUGUGGUUUCCAUAUAUGUAAAGUUUAGAGGUCGGAUUAGAUCAAAGAAGUUGAGGAGGUAUUGCAAUGUCAUGAUCCCAUUUUUCAUAGGGAUACUUUUGGAGGUUAUUGGAUUUACCGCCAGGGCUUUUUCUUGCAAGAAUCCAGAAACGCUUAUGCCAUUUGUGAUUCAAUCUGUCUGCAUUUUGAUAGGGCCAACACUUAUUUUAGCAAGCACUUACAUGAUCUUUUGCGAAUUUGCAAGAAGUCUUGAUGCUGAAUCUUACUCGAAGGUACCUUUGUCGUAUCUUUCUAAAGUGUUUGUCACUGGAGACAUAGUAUCUCUUUUUGUACAAGUAUGUGGUGGUGGUUUACAGGUUGUCCAGUCUGAGAGUUUACAAAAAUUGGCUAGAGUCUUGGUCAUUUUAGGAGUUAUUGUGCAAUUACUUUUCUUUACUGGGUUUUGUUAUGUGCUUUUAAGGUUUAUCAUGAAAAUCAGGUCAAACCCUACUAAAGUGUCAAACACAUUGGAACUGUCGUUUCCGAACAUAGGUAACUGGAAACACGGAUUAAUGGUGUUGGGUUUAAGUUGCAUUUUGUUGAUGGUGAGAUCUGUCUUCCGUUGUGUUGAAAUGAUUGAGGGUUAUAAUGGUCAACUUCAGUCAGGAGAGGUAUAUCUUUUUACCCUUGAUACUGCCAUGGUGCUAGUUACAAUUUCUUUGCAUUUGACUUUCAACUGGACCGGCUACUUUUGUCGCGUUCACCACUUUUAUAGUUCGGUUUUUGAUGAUGCUGAACUUGAGAGUAUUGUGAAUUGA